This is a messenger RNA of Babesia microti strain RI, 681 nucleotides long. The record is from the annotation of a RefSeq genome assembly. Lineage: Eukaryota; Apicomplexa; Aconoidasida; Piroplasmida; Babesiidae.
AUGAACUCAUUAAAAACUUUAACUUUAAAAAAUAUACUUAUAAAUAAUAUACAUUAUAAUAAUUAUAAUAAAUUAUUUAUUAAUAAUAAUAUAUUAAUAACUAAAAAAUAUAACUAUAAUUUAAUAUCAAUAAUAUCUAAUUUAUAUAAUUUUUAUAAAAUAAUUUAUUAUUUAAAUUUAAAUAAUAUAAGAUUUAUUUUUAUAUAUACAUUUAAAAAUAAAUAUAUUAAAAAUUUAAUAAAAAAAAUAUCAGAAUUAACAUUAAACUUUUAUUUUUUAUCUUCAUGGAAAAGUGGUUUAUUUACAAAUAAAACAACAAUAAAUAAAAAAAUAAUUUUAAUUAAAUCAAUUAUAUUAUUUAAAAAAUUAUUAAUAAAAAAAUAUAUAAAAACAAAAAAUAUAAAAUUAUUAAAAAUAAUUUUAAAAUUAAAAUCAAAAUUAAAUAAAAAAUUAACAACAACAAAAUGUUUAAUAAAUAAAAAUAUUUUAAAUUCAAAUUUUUUAAUUUUUUUAUCACCAAAAAAAGAUAUUAAAAUAAUAAAAGAAGCAUAUUUAACAAAUAAAAUUAUUAUUAUUUUUGAACAAAUAAAAUCAAAAUUUAGUGAUUUUUCAAUAACUUAUUUAGAUAAUAUAAAUAAAUCAAAAUUAUUAUUUUAUUUUUCAUUAUUUUGUUCUAUUUAA